Molecule: messenger RNA, 1005 nt
Organism: Morus notabilis
Lineage: Eukaryota; Viridiplantae; Streptophyta; Magnoliopsida; Rosales; Moraceae
Exons: 2
Coding region: 1-1005 (334 amino acids)
Cellular component (GO): membrane
Molecular function (GO): glycosyltransferase activity
Source: RefSeq, a predicted model, not a curated record
AUGUUCCAACUACCACCUUCACUGCCACCGCCACCUCCGGCGGAGCCACACGCCCCUGACCGUGGUAGCGUUGAACCCGAAAUUAAGCCGAAUCUCCUUCAUUACAUGAACGACAACGAGUUGUUCUCUAGGGCUUUAACGGCUACUAGCAAUAGAAGAUCGCCACAAAAACAUGUGCCUAAAGUAGCUUUCAUGUUCUUGUCAAAGGGACCAAUGCCUUUGGCUCCUCUUUGGGAAAUGUUCUUCAAAGGUCAUGAAGGGCUCUAUACCAUUUAUGUCCACUCACAUCCCUCCUACGUUGAUUCAACUCCAGAGAACUCUGUUUUCUAUAAAAGAAGAAUCCCAAGCGAGCCAGUGGAAUGGGGAACGUCGACGAUGGUCGACGCAGAAAGACGGCUCUUAGCAAACGCCCUCCUCGAUGAUUCCUCCAACGAGCGAUUCGUAUUACUCUCCGAAACAUGCAUCCCUUUGCUCAACUUGACAACAACAUACAGUUACCUCACAAACGCCCACGAAAGCUUCACAGCUUCCCACGACGACCCGAGAAAGUCCGGUCGUGGCCGAUACAAUCCCGAAAUGUCUCCGACAAUUUCGAUAUCGGAAUGGCGAAAGGGCUCACAAUGGUUUGAGGUCAGCCGGAAGAUUGCCCUAGAGAUUAUAUCAGACACCAAAUACUAUCCCAUAUUCUUGGAACAUUGUCGCCCUCCUUGUUAUAUGGAUGAACAUUAUAUCCCGACUUUGAUAAACAUUAUUUGCCCAAAAGAGAACUCCAAUAGGACUAUUACUUGGGUUGAUUGGUCCAAAAGCGGUCCACAUCCUGGGAGGUUUGGAAGCAAUGAUGUUUCGGAAGAGUUUCUGAAUCAGAUAAGGUUUGGUAGUAACUGCACUUAUAAUGGAAAUACUACAACUUUGUGCUUUCUUUUUGCUAGGAAGUUUCUGCCAAACACUUUGCAACCUUUGUUGCAGUUUGCACCCUUGUUGCUAAAUACUUCUGUACAAGUUUGA